AUGCCUACUGAACAUAGGAACGCUGACGACUCUGGAGAGGUUCAUCUGCUGCGUCAAGUGCACGGCCAGCUGUUCGACACAGCAGGACUCGUUAACGAAGCGUUCGGCCUGCCAAUACUGAGUACUGUCGCCGCCCACUUCAUCCACUGCGUAUCGCUGCUCAACCUAACACUAGCGCUCAAGUUACAAUACCAGCCUAUCCCGCCCAGCCAAGUGGACCUGCUGAUGCUGAACCUGCUGAGCUGGGUGGUGCUGCACGUCAGCUGCGUGCUGGCCGUGACUUGGUGCUGCAGCUCCGCUGUCGCCGAGGCUCGCCGGACAGCUGUUCUGGUGCACAAGGCGCUGCUGCCGAUCGCGGGCGCCGGCGCGGCUGGCGCACAGCUGCGCGACCAGCUGCAGCUGUUCUCGCAGCAGCUGCUGCACCACCGUCUCGGCUUCACCGCUGCCGGUGUCUUCACGGUCGACCUCACCAUACUCCUUUCCAUGGCAGGAGCCAUCACCACCUACCUCGUGAUUUAUUUGCAGUUUAACGAUACCAAAAAUAUUUAA
Molecule: messenger RNA, 549 nt
Organism: Schistocerca cancellata (South American locust)
Lineage: Eukaryota; Metazoa; Arthropoda; Insecta; Orthoptera; Acrididae
Product: putative gustatory receptor 2a
Exons: 3
Coding region: 1-549 (182 amino acids)
Biological process (GO): sensory perception of taste
Cellular component (GO): dendrite; membrane; axon
Source: RefSeq, a predicted model, not a curated record